Molecule: messenger RNA, 1724 nt
Organism: Lethenteron reissneri (Far Eastern brook lamprey)
Lineage: Eukaryota; Metazoa; Chordata; Hyperoartia; Petromyzontiformes; Petromyzontidae
Gene: NPB
Product: neuropeptide B
Biological process (GO): feeding behavior; G protein-coupled receptor signaling pathway
Molecular function (GO): G protein-coupled receptor binding
Source: RefSeq, a predicted model, not a curated record
AGAUCAGCACCACCACCACCAUCACCAACCACUACCACGAGCAGACGCUAUCAUCUCCACCACCAAGCAGCAGCAGCAGUCGCAUCAUCAACCACCACCAGCACCACCAGCACCACCACCACCCUACCAUCGGCAUCAUCUCUCGAAACAGCAUGAAGCCUGCUAGCGCAGCGGCCACUCUCGCCUGCCUGGUGCUGGCCACGCUGGUGGCCGACCCGGCCGAGGCGUGGUACAAGCAGGCCACGGGUCCCAGCUACUACUCGGUGGGACGCGCCUCGGGGCUUCUCUCCGGCAUCCGCCGCUCACCAUUCGCACGCCGCUCGCUGCUCCCCGCGGACGGCGAAGCGAGAGACGGAGCGGGUCCCGCGGCGGGGCAGGUGGCGGCUACGGUGCCCGACGAUGACGAGGAAACGGCGGCGGCGGUGGUGGCGGCUCGGGGCAUCGCGGACGCUGACGGCGUGGAGCUGAUGCGCAACCUCCUGCUGCCCGUGCUGAUGCAGCAGCAGCAGCAUCCGAAGCGCGUGGGCAGCGCUGGGCGCGGCACGGGCAUCUGCGUGAAGGACGUGACCCCGUACCUGCAGAGCUGCGAGCCCCUGUCCGAGCUCCCGGCCACUCUGCAGUGCAAGGCGGAGGUCUACCUGACCCUCGACACACGAGACUGCCUCUACCCUUGAGCGCGCGCGCACGCGCCAAGACACACGAGCAUACACACACACGUGCACGUGCGUGUACACACACACACGCGGCAAUCCUGUUCGUCAGAUGAGUCCGCACCACCACGCCCCACGCCCUACUCAUCUGUCUCCCUCCUGCUCUCCGUUAGAGCCCGCUCAGUCCCCCUUUCUGAGACCCCCUUCCCUCCUAAUCACGUCUCUCUUCCUCCCCAUGUCCCCCGUCUCAUCAUCAUCAUCGUCGUCGCCAUCAAUACCCAUGCUAUACCAACGCCACCACGGUCAACACGGCCAUCACCAGCAUUCACGCUAAUGAUCCUUUACCGCGAUUAUCACCACAAUUACCACCGCCAUCAGCAUUCCCAUCACUACCAGCACCACAAACGUGACCAUCGCAAAUCACCACCACCAUCACAGUCGCCAAUACCAUCACUACCAGCACCACCAUCACCAUCAUCAACCAGAUUUACCACCCGAUUUCAGAGACAUAGAGUGAAGACGUUCAUGAUUCGUUCAUGAUUUUAUUUCAUGGCGAAUUGUGAUCAAAACAAAAACAAAGGUCCUCCCGUAUUGCCUGGACAGAUUAUUGGGGCAAGUGCCGUUAGCGAGCACCUAUGAAGGCGGACACGGCACACGAGGGGGUGGGUAUCCUGCGCCACGCCCGGCCGCCUUUGUCUCUCGAGUGGUACACAUUUGAGGUUGAGUCGACCUAGGGGAGGCCCAGGACCCGUUCAGAUAAUCGCCCCUAGUGUCGUUGGCCGUGAGCGAGAAUCGAACUCGGGUUCGCCGGGUUCGUCGCACAGCGUAGCGCUAACCACUCCACCACCGCUCCCCACGGACUCAACAAUGACAAACACACAUACGCGCCUCGGCUUCCCCAACCCACGGGCCCCUAGGUGCAGUUGCACCGCCUGCGCACUCCAUCGCUACACCACUGAUACACAACACUCGCGGAGACGGCUCGGGUGGCCGCGAAAGGUCUCCACGACUACGAUAUAUGGCACGAUAAAUAAAAAAAAUGUUUACCGAUAAUCGUAUCGUCCGUUUUUUUUU